GAUCUCGCGAAAACCGGUUGGAUCUCUGGAACUUGAUCCAUGCUUCGAUAGUCCGAGGAUGUGACUGUCCGUAUACUCUAGACGUCGCCAUCAGAUCCCUGUUCUGUAAUUCGCUCGCUGCCUGGAUUCGACCUUGACGCAUGUAUAUGAAUGUCAAAAGCUGCAUGUUGAACAGGGUGCCUAGGCGGGUGUUCAUCACCAUGGGUACUCCACAUGAUGUUCAAGUUUCUGUCCAGCAACGCCUCAGCCAGGUCGUAGCGCUCUUGUUCGCAGUAUAUGUUGGCCAUUUGUCUUUCCAUGAUAAGGGUUGGGGUGCCGCUCUCGCCAAACACAUGCCGGGCCAUCUCAAUUGUGUGAGCCCCAAGCUUUUCAGCCUCGUCGAUUCGGCCCUGUUCAAAUAGGCAAAUGUCUCUUCGGCCUUGACAAGUUGUCCUGUCAUCGUGUACAAUAUCCCUAGCACACGCAGAGACCACCGUCCCAAGUUCUCCGUCGGGAAAGUUGAUGGCUGCCAAGCGUAUAAACUGUUUCCUCCACCGCUCCGGCUCGUCAAAUUUUGCUAGCCAUUCUUGUGUGCAGAACUGAACAAGGGCAUGCAUGUCGUACAAGCCCUUUGUGGUUGUGGGAGCGAUGAGAGAAUAGCCCAUGAGAGCAUCAAGGUCGCGUUGGAGUUGGACGUCGGAAUUAGCUUCGGGCUGGUCAGGCAAUUGAUUGUCUUGCGAGGACCACUCUCGUUGACUUAAGUCAUGCUUGCUUCUAGGAGAAAGGCCGAGGUAGCCCUGGAGAAGUUCUUCGAGGAUGUUCUGGGAGUGAAAGAAGCUCAUGAGCGACAGUAGUUCGGCUGACGACGGGCUCUCUUGACGAAUCUGUUCAAAAGUGAUCUGCCAGGUGACGACAAUGGAGUUUGAUGCGCUAUCCAGUCUCCUCACGUCUCCAGAGUCCUUGCUUAAGAGAUUCCCUUGCCACGCCUCGUUCUUC
Messenger RNA from Verticillium dahliae VdLs.17, 975 nucleotides. RefSeq lists its product as uncharacterized. The record is from RefSeq and is a predicted model, not a curated record. Lineage: Eukaryota; Fungi; Ascomycota; Sordariomycetes; Glomerellales; Plectosphaerellaceae. The transcript is spliced from 3 exons. The coding region runs from base 141 to 401 and encodes 86 amino acids.